Molecule: messenger RNA, 2591 nt
Organism: Ceutorhynchus assimilis (cabbage seed weevil)
Lineage: Eukaryota; Metazoa; Arthropoda; Insecta; Coleoptera; Curculionidae
Source: the annotation of a GenBank genome assembly
CUAAAAUAAAAGUAAUAGUUUUGUUUGUGGAUUUAUUUGGUUUGGAAAUAGACAAAGUUUUAAAAUCCUGAUGAAUAAACAAUAAAAACAAUUUGACUACAUAUAAAAAUGGCUUCACAAGAAGCCUAUCAUCACCAGCUUCAGCUUAUCAAUCAAAUGCUAAAGCAAACUCCUGAAGGGCCUGAAAGAAACGAAUUAAUCAACCUGAAGGAAAACAUUGAAGAAUUAUUAUCCCUAACAAAUACUGAUACAACCGAAGAUACAUCAGAUAAUGUCUGUAAUAUUGGAGACUCAAAAGACCAAAUUGAGCCCGAUAUCGAAGUUAGCAAUUCUGCGAGUUGUUCUAAGAAGCCACACGAGUAUACAAUUGAAGAUGAAUAUGAACUCUUCAUGGCUGAAAUGACCAAAGAAGGUGCAAUUGAUUCAGCUAAGGAAAGCAGCUCAAAAUCAGUCCCACCUGAACAACUCAAAGAUUUAGAGGGUAAAAAGUUUAGGGCACCACACAAGCAUCAAUGGGGCCAGUUAGCUUAUCAUAACGCAAUGGUCUGUUCCGUCCCUGAAGAUGUUCCUAACAUUGAAGAAUUAAUGGUGAAAAUUUUAUUCUUAAAUCCAACCCACAAAGAAAUGCUACCAUGUCCAUAUUAUUUUGAUUUGGAAAAGGAUUGUCGCUUUAGUGAAGACGAAUGCAAAUUUUCACAUGGAGAAUUCGUGCAAUAUUCUAGCUUGCAAGAAUAUGUUGAACCACAAUUUGAAAAAUUGACAAAAGGUAGUGAAGUACUUGCCAAACAAUCUGAUAACUUAUGGUAUAGAGGAAAAAUAUCACAAAUUUCAAAAGGCAAAUGUCUGGUUAAGUUUGAAUCAAAAAAUGUGGAAAAUGAGGAUUAUGAAGAUAUUAUUUUCGAACACAUAUUGCCUUUAACUUCUGAAAAUGAUAGUGAAGAUGAUUGUAGUGAUGAGGAAGUAAUUGAAAUCUCAGAUGAUGAAUCAAUAUUAGUAGCCAAAAAGCAGCAAGAGGAAUUAAUAAAUAGAAGCCUGAUGAUCACUCCUGAAUCAAUUCCUUUGGGUGACUGGGAGAAGUAUACUAAGGGUAUUGCUUCAAAAUUGAUGCAAAAAAUGGGCUACGUAGUUGGCACUGGCCUUGGCAAAAAGAGCGAUGGUAUUCUAAAACCAGUUACAGCUUUAGUUUUACCUCAAGGAAAAUCGCUCGAUUUUUGUAUGAAUCUUAAAGAGCAAGCUCAAGAUCCAAAUCUAUUUAAUGCUGAUAAAAUGUCUACAAGAAAAAGGAGACUGCGGGAGAAACCAGGUAAAGUUGCAAAGAGGAAGAGGAUGGAAUUGAAGGUGAAAGACAUGAAUUUGGAACAGUUUAUUGUUUGGAGUAUGGGUCAAGGUCUUGUGAGUUUUUAUGAAAACGAUGAAACUCGACUUUUGAGGGAAAAACUAAAAGUGGCUACUACUAAGGAUGUCAAUUUGAGUAAUUUCAAGAUUUCGGAGAAGCUAAAGAAGUUAUCAAGAAAACUUAUAACUAUUAAAGCGAGAAGGCAACGUUUGGAAGGAAAAUUGGAAACAAACCUUCCUAUAACUAAGAAGCAGUCCAGAACGGAAAUUACCCUGAAACGUUUUAAUGUUUUCCAAUUGGUAGUUAACAAUGAACUAGAUAGAAGGAAAAGUAACAAGGAAAUGGCAGUAUUUUAAAUGCGAUAUUAGAUUUUAGUUUUUUGAGUUCAAAGUAUGAUGUAUCUGGUAUUUUAUGAAUAGCUCUUUAUUAUUAUUUAUUUUUUAAAGUUUUUAAGGUAGAAUAUUCACAUCUUAUAGAAAUGUUUUUUUUUUAAUAAAUCAUUUAUCGGCACAUAUUACAAAAUGUUGGAUUAAUAUGCGCAGGUUCUUUGUACCACUCAGGAUCUCUUUCCACUCCUCUUCGCCUAUAAAAGGAGGCUUUAAUGAUUUGCUGCCUUCCAAAACCCAAAGUUCUGUUAUCUUUCAUUCUGUGCCACUGUUUCCAGCCAUGAUCCCAACUAGUACAUUCUGGAAAGUAAAAUCUAAAAAGAGAAUAAAUGUUGAUUUUGUAGAUAGUAUUAAAUAAUUGAACCUUUUUUCUGGUAUUAAUUUGACCCGUUCUCUUAAGUAAUUUUCGCGUCCGUCUUUAUUGUGCCCUGUGUAAAUUAGUUUUGUAAUUUCUGGAUUUACAGGUCUCAUAAUGUCUUGGAGGUUGCCUUCGAAAUCUAUUACUGUGUCUUCUGUUUUAAUUCUUGGGAAUUUUUUUAUCUGCUGGAAUGCUUCUAUGCGAUUCUAGAUAUCAUGUAAUUUGAGUAAAUUAAGAAUCAAGUACCAUUGUGACUGUGAAUUCUUUUUACCUUUUUAAUUUUCUCCUUGACCUCUUCAGGCACUGCCCUAGAAGAUAUUAGUUUAUUUGCAUUCUCAUUUAAUCUUGCCUCGUUUUUACGGAACCACAUGGAUCUGAGUGCCGCUUCUUUUUCAAUGGUUUUAGCCCAGUAAUCGCCCAUGGCGGUUCUUUGUGCCUUGGACAUUUUGUCGCGGGAAUUUUGAUUCUACUUUUAAACAAGAAAAAAAUAGUUUUUAUAUUUAUGAGUAUG